GGGGAAUCUACUGAACAUUUUUGACUAGAACUGGAAAAUAUGAAUUUCCCAUUGAUUUAAAAGAAUAUUAGUUAAUUUCCAUUAUUUUCUUAUAUCUUGGUAAAAGUAACUAGGAUUAUUUGUACCCCUUUUACCUCUUGUAUCUAUCUUGUUUGUUAAAUUUGAAAGCAGUAAAUAAAUUAUGUUAUUUUUAAAUAAAAAAGCUUUGUUACAAAAUACAAAUUUUCUUAUAUUAUUUCAUUUUACUAACCUUGUACUGUGUACACGUCCUGUCAGUGUAAAUGUUUACUUACUGAAUUGUGGAUUUUUCCAGAUUUAAAAUUUUCAAAAUGGCUUAUCAAUUGAAACCAGUUUGAACCAGCUCAAAACUAGUUUUAAUCCAAAAUGGCGGACCAGCAGAAAGCGCCCCCGCUGCAGCAGCAGCAGCAAAUCAUGAACAGGUUUGCCUCUGAGCUGAAAUCUAAAAACGAAAACGUGAGAAACAAGGCAGCCAAGGAUCUUCAUUCUUAUGUUUCAACCGAACUACGCGAAGUGUCACAGGAAGAGUUAAAUUCUUUUCUCGAUGAUUUUAACCAUUACAUCUUCGAGAUGGUGUCUGGUGACACCUCUGCUAAGCUGGGAGGUAUUCUAGCUAUAGUUGCUCUCAUGAAUGCUGAUGUAUGCAACACUGGAACUAGAAUAUCAAGAUUUGGAAAUUAUUUGAGGAACAAUUGUCUGGCACAGGCAAACUCUCUAGAUUUGUCUGUUAUAGAGCUGGCAACUAAAGCAAUUGCCAGGCUGACACAGGUUUCGGGAACGUACACCGCAAACCUGAAGUUUGAUUUUAUUGACUACGAAGUCAAGAAAGCUUUUGAAUGGCUGUCAGCUUCAGAGAGAAACGAAGGGAGAAGACAUACCGCUGUUCUUGUACUGCGUGAGAUAGCAUACACAAUGCCUACAUUUUUCUUCCAGAACGUUCAUACAUUCUUUGAGGUUAUAUUCUGCGCUAUUCUGGACCCAAAGCCACAAUUGCGCGAGAGCGCUACUAACGCGCUUAGAAUGGCGCUUUGGGUCACUGCACAAAGAGAAACAAGCGCGGCAGUUAGACAACAAGGUCAGCAGGGAUGGUAUUCACACUGUUAUGAGGAGGCAAUGUCAGGACUACAGGAUACUCAGCAGAAUAAAAAUAUUAAAGUUGUAAUAACUCGUGAGGAUCGGGUUCAUGGAAGUCUGCUUGUGUUAGCUGAACUACUUAGGUUCUCGAAUGCAGACUGGGAAGUGCUUAAUAGAGAACUUGAUGAUCUGUCAGGUUCGGGUCCCCCUGUUCUAGAUACAGACAUCAAGGAAUCGUACUUCACGCUCAACACAGUUAAGAAACAAUAUAAGCAAAUUGCAGGUUCUAAGCGAGCUGCUGGCGGUGUUACAACAAUUCCAUUUAACUGGUUUGGAACUGUUCCUGUGGGCAGAGAACCUAUAUUCGAGUCCGCUAUCUGUAAAACAUUACUCCAGGAGAAGUAUGAUGAAAUUUGUGAGGCUGUAUUCAAUAUCUCCAGGAAUGCACAGCUUUGCAAGAAUCCUCAUGUUCAGAACGCAUUAAUCCCUCUGCUCCCUAAGCUGGCUGCCGCCAACAAGGAGAAGUUCGUCAAGUAUCAUCUCAAAGAGAGCAUGCAGUACAUCAACAGAUGUUUACAUAGUCGGGAUUUCAGAGAUCGGUAUACAGCGUUACUAUCUCUCGGGUUGAUAGCUGUUGCUUCCGGUAGAGAUAUCGAGAUAUAUCUUAGAGAUAUUCUAAAUACACUCAGGAGUAUAUUACCGCAGAAAGAUUCUCCUAUGAAGAAAAGAUCAACUAUUCUUGAUCCUGCAGUCUUUGCUUGUAUAUCUUUACUAUCCAGAGCUGUAAAGGGAAGUAUACGGGAGGAGAUGAGGAAUAUGUUGGAUAGUAUGCUUGCUGUCGGUCUGUCACCGGCAGUAACAGCUGCUCUCCGGGAGCUGUCAUUGAAUAUCCCUGCCCUAAAGAAGGAGAUUGCGGAUGGUCUUCUCAAGAUCCUCUCCAUCAUACUGAUGCAGCAGCCAUUCCGUCAUCCAGGAACCCCUAAACAUAGGAUUGCUCCAACCCAGCUUAAUAUUGAGCCACCUGAUUCACAGAAAGUUGUCCUUGGGCUUAGAACACUCGGAUCAUUCGACUUUGAGGCCCAUUCUCUCUUACAGUUUGUGAGACAUUGUGCUGACACCUAUCUACACUCUGAGGAGAAAGAAAUUAGAUUAGAAGCUGUUAGAACCUGUUCCUCUCUUCUUAGAUCUGCGUUAAAUGGACUGGCCGGGAAGAAGUCUCCCACAGUGAUUUCAACGAUCAACGAGGUUUUGGCCAAACUUCUCAUAGUUGGUAUAACUGACGGAGACGGAGAUAUUAGAUACUGUGUUCUUGACAGUCUCAGUUUCUUAGACCUUGAUCCAAAUUCUGAUUGAUUGUUUUAUUUGAUUAUGAUUAGGAAAACUUUGAUCCAGCUUCUGAUUGAUCUGGAACACUCAGGACUGGGAAGAAACAAGGAACAGGCCUCAAAACUUCUGGGACACCUUGUUGCUAAUGCUCCAAAGUUGAUAAGACCGUAUGUGGAUCCUAUUCUGAAAGUAUUGAUCCCAAAGCUCCGCGGAACGGAUCAGAAUCCUAUGGUGGUUGCCUCUGUUCUCCGAGCUAUUGGAGAUCUUGCUCCGGUUGGUGGAACUACUAUGCGAGGAUAUGUUGACGAACUGCUCCCGAUCCUUCUGGAGUUCCUCACUGAUGCUUCUUCAUCUCAAAAGAGGGAACUCUCUCUUUGGACCCUGUCUCAGUUAGUCGAGAGCACAGGAUGUGUUGUUGAACCUUACAACAAGCAUCCCCAGCUUCUAGUUGAUCUACUAAAUUUCUUGAGGACCGAGCAACGUCCUCAGAUCCGUAAGCAGACAAUAUCUCUGCUUGGUCUACUGGGUGCUCUGGACCCGUACAAGCACAAGAUCAACCUCGGGCAGAUAGACACCAAGGGGACAGAGAACGCCCCCCUCAUCCCCAUCAACAGCGAGGAGGAUAAGGAUAAGGAGGUGUCAACCAGUGAGAUGUUGGUGUCUAACGCUACCCUCACCUUAGAAGAGUUCUAUCCUAGUGUCGCUAUUGCUACAUUGAUGAGGAUUAUUAGGGAUCCUAAUCUUCAUCAACAUCAUAAUCAGGUCAGGGGAGAUUUCUUGUUCCAACAGUUGGCUUCCCUGAUAGGAAUAGUGAAGCAGCAUAUUAGAAACUAUCUUGAUGAUAUAUUUGAUAUGAUUAAGGAGUUCUGGACUGCUGACUCCCCCCUGCAAUCCACUAUAAUCCUACUAGUGGAGUCUAUAUCUAUAGCUCUUCAGUCUGAGUUCAAAAUUUAUCUACCCCAACUUAUCCCUCAUAUACUCAGAGUACUCACUCAUGACAGUAGCAGAGAUAGACAGGUAACACACAAGAUGUUGGCUGCCCUGAACAACUUCGGUCCCACCCUGGACGACUAUAUCCAUCUUGUCCUUCCACCGAUGGUUCGCCUGUUUGAUUCCUUGGAUGUACCCUGGUCUGUAAGAAAAGCAUCCUUAGAUGCCAUUGAUCAUCUUUCUUCAAGCCUGGACUUCUCAGAAUAUGCAGGACGGAUUAUACAUCCCCUGGUGCGGUGUAUAGACAACUGUCCUGAACUCCGUCCUGCUGCUAUGGAAGCACUCUCCUCCCUUGCUCUACAACUGGGGAAGAAGUUUAAGAUCUUCAUCCCAAUGAUUGACAAAGUUCUCAAGAAGCAUAGGAUCUCACACUCAGAGUAUGAACUCAUUGCUGCUCGUGUGCUGAAAAGCGGAUCUUCCUUUGAGCUAGAGGACCAAACUUUGUUGAAGUUUCAGAAGCAACGGGCAAACCAUGCACUUAAGAUGCCGGCACCUGAGGCUAGUUCUUCCAAGAAACAGUACAAGGUAUCUCCUAUUAACCUAAAGCGAGCUUGGACUGUAAGUACCCGUGUUAGUAAAGAGGACUGGAUUGAGUGGCACCGAAGAUUCUCAAUUGAGCUCCUCAAGGAGUCUCCGAGUCCUGCCCUACGGGCCUGCUGGACGGUAGCUCAGCAGUAUACCCAGCUUGCCAGGGAUCUAUUCAAUGCAAGCUUUGUCUCCUGCUGGGUGGAGCUAGAGGCAGGACAGCAGGAUGAGCUAAUGGCCAGUCUCGAACAAGCUCUACUAGUUCCUGACUUACCAGAAAUUACUCAGACUAUUCUUAACUUAGCAGAGUUUAUGGAACACUGUGACAAGGGUCCACUACCCCUAGACACAAGUCUACUAGGACAGCAGGCUAUGAAGUGUAGAGCAUAUGCUAAGGCUCUUCACUACAAGGAAACAGAGUUCCACAAGGAACCCAGUGUUCCCGUACUGGAGUCUCUGAUCUCCAUCAACAACAAGUUGGGGCAGACUGAAGCUGCUGCAGGACUGCUGGAGUGGGGACAGAACAAUCUUCAGGGGGAUCUGAAGGUCCGAGAGCGCUGGUAUGAGAAGCUACAUGAAUGGGAUAAAGCACUUGAAGCGUAUAAGCGAAAGGAAACUAGUUCUGAAGGACCCAUAGAUCCCCAGAUACUGCUGGGACAGAUGAGAUGCGUGGAAGCGCUGGGAGAAUGGAGCGAGCUUCAUAGUUUGUCACGCACACACUGGGACACUGUUAAUGACGAGACACGGCAGCGUAUGGCCCGCAUGUCAAGUAAUGCUGCUUGGGGGAAGAAGGAUUGGUCAAGUAUGCUACAAGCUGUAACCCUACUUCCUAGGGAUAGCCAGGAUGGUGCGUUUUACCGCGCAGUCUUGAGUGUGCAUAAUCAGGAGUAUGAGCAUGCGCAUCAGCUGAUAGAUUUGACCAGGGAUAUGUUGGAUACUGAGCUAACUGCGCUUUCAGCUGAGAGCUAUCAACGCGCCUAUCCUAUAAUGAUUCAGGUGCAGAUGUUGGCAGAGUUGGAGGAGGUUAUGGAAUACAAACUUGUUCCAGAGCGAAGACAAACCAUCAGGGAGAUGUGGUGGAGUAGACUACAAGGUUGUCAGCGUGUUGUGGAAGACUGGCAAAGAAUUCUCCAGGUGAGGUCCCUGGUCCUUGAGCCAGUAGACCAUCAAAGAACCUGGCUCAAAUACGCCAGUCUAUGCAGGAAACAGAACAGGCUCAAGCUCAGUCAUAAAGCUCUUGUCAGUAUACUUGGAGUAGAUCCUUCAUUGAACCUAGAUCUUCCUCUACCUACAUCUAUACCUCAGGCGAGUCUAGCGUACUGCAAGUAUCUGUGGGGUAGUGGCAAGAAAUCUGUUGCAUUCUCUCAACUUCAUAAUUUUGUUAAAAAGUUCCUAAAUCCUCGUUGUGUACAGGAGAGUAGUAUCCCUACAGUUCUACAGUACUAUACAGCUGCUACGGAGUAUGACAGCGGAUGGUAUAAAGCCUGGCACAGCUGGGCUGUUAUAAACUUUGAGACAGUUCUCUUCUAUAAACAUUCUCCAGCAGGCCUCAGCACACAUACUAUAUCUACUUAUGGAGUUGCUUCCUUACAGUUUUAUGAUUUAGAUAUAAACACGUGGCUCCAAGUUAUCCCUCAGCUGAUUGCAAGAAUUGAUACUAACAGGCCUCUUGUGAGCCGGCUCAUUCAUCAGCUUCUUACAGAUGUCGGAAAACAUCAUCCACAGGCGCUGAUCUACCCAUUGACCGUUGCUAGCAAAUCCAACGCGCAAGCUAGGAAGAAUGCCGCAAACAAAAUUUUAAAUAAAAUGCGAGAGCACAGCGAGUCAUUGGUCAACCAAGCUAUUAUGGUCUCAGAUGAGCUGAUCAGAAUCGCUAUCCUAUGGCAUGAGCUAUGGCACGAAGGACUAGAGGAAGCUAGCAGACUAUUCUUCGGUGAGAGGGAUGUAGCAGGGAUGUUUGAGACCCUGGACCCUCUUCAUGAGAUGAUGGAUAAGGGGCCGCAAACUUUGAAGGAAACAAGUUUCAGCCAGGCCUACGGGAAUGAUCUAAAUGAGGCACAGAAAUGGUGUAAACGAUAUAAGGUUUCCAAUAACAUAAAGGACCUGAACCAGGCCUGGGAUUUGUAUUACCACGUGUUCCGACGGAUUUGCAGACAGCUCCCCCAGCUGACCCAGCUAGAGCUACAAUACGUCUCACCCAAGCUAUUAAUGUGCCGGGACCUAGAGCUAGCUGUACCUGGCAGCUAUAUCCCAAGCCAGGAGAUUAUCAGGAUAGCCUCGGUAUCUCCCAGUCUACAGGUGAUUACGAGUAAACAGAGGCCCAGGAAGCACUGCAUGAAGGGGAACAAUGGGAAGGAGUACAUGUUCCUUCUCAAGGGACACGAGGACCUAAGACAGGACGAACGAGUGAUGCAAUUUUUCUCCCUGGUGAAUUCUCUUCUAACAACAGACCCUGAAACCUUUAGGAGAAAUCUCACAAUACAGAGGUUUGCUGUUAUACCGUUAUCAACUAAUAGCGGUCUUAUUGGCUGGGUUCCCAUGUCAGAUACAUUACACGCUCUCAUCAGAGAAUAUAGGGAGAAGAGAAAGGUCUGGUUGAACCUAGAGCAUCGUAUAAUGCAGAAGAUGGCUCCAGACUAUGAUCAUCUCCCUCUGAUCAACAAAGUUGAGGUGUUUAUGCACUCCCUGCAACAGACUGCAGGAGAUGAUCUGGCUAAACUCCUUCUCCUGAAAUCUCCUUCAAGCGAGGUUUGGUUUGAUAGGAGAACUAAUUUUACCAGAUCUCUAGCUGUUAUGUCUAUGGUGGGCUAUGUUCUGGGUCUAGGGGAUCGACAUCCCUCGAACCUUUUAUUGGAUAGAAAUUCCGGCAAAAUUCUGCACAUCGAUUUUGGCGACUGUUUCGAGGUUGCUAUGACUAGAGAAAAGUUUCCAGAGAAAAUUCCAUUCCGCUUGACCAGGAUGUUAAUAAAUGCUAUGGAGGUUACUGGCAUAGAAGGAACCUACAGAUCUACUUGUGAAUCCACUAUGGAGGUUCUACGGAGGAACAAGGAUUCUCUAAUGGCAGUCCUUGAGGCCUUUGUUUAUGAUCCUCUUCUGAACUGGAGACUGAUAGAUAAUAAACCUAAGUCGAAGAAGUCUAAGACCCACGGCGGAGGUACUGGCGGAGAGUCUAGUCUAUCUUCCGCCUUGAGUGAGAGUGGAGAGAAUCUGAAUACUCUCCCGGAGUUCCAAAGAGAACUCAUCUCUAAGAAGAAUGAUCCACCGUCAGGAACCCAGCAUCUGUAA
Eurytemora carolleeae is the source of this 7218-nucleotide messenger RNA. RefSeq names its product serine/threonine-protein kinase mTOR-like (gene Tor). Gene Ontology annotation, molecular function: protein binding; protein-containing complex binding; protein serine/threonine kinase activity. The record is from RefSeq and is a predicted model, not a curated record. NCBI's taxonomy places the organism in Eukaryota, Metazoa, Arthropoda, Copepoda, Calanoida, Temoridae. Gene Ontology annotation, cellular component: TORC1 complex; nucleus; TORC2 complex. Gene Ontology annotation, biological process: protein phosphorylation; negative regulation of macroautophagy; TOR signaling.